Molecule: messenger RNA, 2871 nt
Organism: Diutina rugosa
Lineage: Eukaryota; Fungi; Ascomycota; Pichiomycetes; Serinales; Debaryomycetaceae
Gene: TPS3
Product: trehalose 6-phosphate synthase/phosphatase complex subunit
Exons: 1
Coding region: 1-2871 (956 amino acids)
Biological process (GO): trehalose biosynthetic process
Cellular component (GO): alpha,alpha-trehalose-phosphate synthase complex (UDP-forming); cytosol
Molecular function (GO): catalytic activity
Source: RefSeq, a predicted model, not a curated record
AUGGGCAGAACUCCUUCAACUCCAGGGGUAGCAACCUCACUUUUUACCAAGGAGGAGGGUCUUAGGCCAGCGCUUCACAAAAAGCGAACGGUCCAAGAUGAUGUGAAUCAUCAACUUGCAGAAUCAUCGACAAGUCGUACACCUCCACCUCCUGGUGGUAGAGUGAAGUUAAUUCAACCGCAAAGUCGUGCUCAACUUCUCUAUCCUGUCAAAGUUGUUGAGGAAAAACUCGAUAAAGAUCUUGGAAUGGCUCAGCUAAAGAUACGACUGAGUACAAACUUAUCCCAACUCGCACCAAACUGGUCCCUGAAUGCACUUCUGCAAUUGCGUCCGGGUAGCACUAAUUCGUAUCUCUCCCCUAGUGUAUCACUGCAAGGCGGUUUCUUCACUUUGGAUAAUGGCCUGAGCGUGAGCGUCGCAAAUUCGGACGGUGAAGUUGAUGACGAAUAUGACGCAAGAAUGGCUCCUUAUGGUGGGUUCCUGGAUGCUCAAGGUGUCGACAAUGUAUUGAAUCACGUUUUUGAUACCGCUCCCUGGCAAUUUGAGUUAACGUCAAAGGGAAAUGUGUCUUUGACUAAAGCAGUACAAUGUGCCAAGGAAGAAGAAGUUGUGAAAGAUUUUAGAUGGGUUGGGGUUAUGGCUAUGCCGUCAGACGAAGUUCUGCCGAAAGUGCUUGAUGAGAUCUCGACAGAAUUGGAAGCUAAAAGUUGUGACGCUGUAUGGCCACUGGAUUGGACAUUUUCAGGCGCAUACGUUCAAUUCUGCAAACAAAUUUUAUGGCCAACUCUCCACUAUCAAAUACCCGAUGACCCUAAAUCGAAAGCAUUUGAAGAUCAUCUGUGGCAGUAUUAUCGAGAAUUCAACCAGAUGGUUGCUGAGAAAGCUGUAGAGCUGUUUUUAAAAGCAAAUGGGGAAAACUUUGAUGGACCGGACUCAAUCAUAUGGGUUCAUGACUACCAUUUAUUAUUGGUGCCUCAAAUGGUACGAAAAAAAUUGCCAAAUGUUAAGAUUGGUCUAUUUCUCCAUGUGUCGUUUCCGCUGAGUGAGGUUUUUCGCUGCUUUGCUUAUCGAAAUGAGAUAUUGGAAGGGAUGUUGGGAGCCAACGUCAUAACUUUCCAAUCACAAGAAUACGUGCGCCAUUUUUUACAAACGUGCAACAGGCUUUUACUUACCGAUGUGACUGCGAAUGGUUUAACAUUUGAUGGUAAGUUUAUUACAACAAACACAAUUCCUGUGGGUAUAGACGAGAAACCUUUGGUAGAGUUGGUCAAGCUGGAAGAUAUCCAUGAAUGGCGGACGUUAAUUCGUGAAAAAUAUGGUGAUACGAAAAUCAUCUUAUCGAGAGACAAAGUUGACAAGUUGAGGGGCAUCAAGCAAAAGUUUUUGGCUUAUGAAAGAGUUCUCAAAAGCAAUCCGGAAAUGUUAGAGUCGACCGUUUUCAUCCAAAUUUUGAUGGGAAAUGUUUCAGAUUCCAACUAUGAACUGGAAAUCAUGAAGAUUGCUCUGCGGAUUAACCUGAUGAGUGAAAACAUAUCCAAUAUCACACCCUUGGUUUUACUCAAAACUGAUCUUGAGUUUGAGCAGUACGUCGCUCUUCAAUGUGAAGCCGAUUUGUUCAUAGUACUGUCUAUGAGAGAAGGUCUCAACUUAACAUGCCAUGAGUUCAUCUGCGCAACCUACGAUAAAAAGAGUCCCCUUAUGUUGAGUGAGUUCACUGGAAGUGCUCAAUUAUUAUAUUGCAGCAACAAGGGAGCUUUACUCAUAAACCCAUGGGAUAUUGGUGGUUUUGCUAAAACCAUAAAACGGUGUUUGCAGAUGUCACCUGAGGAGAAGGCAGAACGUUGGCAAAACCAAUACAACGUUGUCAAAACGAGAGAUUCCAGUGAUUGGGUGAGAAGAUGCUUAGCAACUAUAAACCAGUCGUGGUCAAAUGAUCAAAGUCGAAAGGCAAUGUAUACAACGCGCUUCACUCAUAAGAUACUUACUGAUUAUGUCGAACGAGCAGGCCCUGGUACGAAAUUGUUUGUACUCAAUUUCGAGCUGCCAACUACCGUCAAGGGUUUGGAUACUUCAAACAAUACCAUAUCUGACAAAACAUUUGGCUCUAAUCCGGCUCGAUUCAUGCUGUAUGUGCUUCCAUUACUAGAGGACAGACUGGUACGUUUUUUUAUCGUCCUGUACCAAGAGCGAGAGGUGCUUGACCUUUUAUAUGCUCGCUACCCUCAAGUUGGUAUUAUUGCCGAAAAUGGCGGCUUUGUUAAAUUUCCCGAACUGAAUGAAUGGAUCUCCUUGGUCGAUGACCACGAUCGCAUCUGGAUAGAACAGUGUGUUCAAUUAAUGGAUUCGAAGGUGGAAAGGUUACCGGGUCUGUCUGUCAAAGCCGGCGAGUGCACAGUGACAUUUCAUCCCGGAACAGCUCUUGUUGAUGACCGUGAUCGAGCACUUGAUGCUAUGGGUGACUGCAUACAACAUAUCAACGAAGUUUUCAGUGAGGUUGAGGGCUUGCAUGCUAGUUUAUUAAGAAAUGUUGUUGUCGUACAAAAUGAUCAGUUGACACUCCGAGCUACUCUGUUCCUCUUGGACUACUACGCUCAAACUUACUCAAAUGAUGAAUUGAUGAACAUGUAUCACAUCAAAGGUAAACACCCGGAGAGUAUUCUUGAACAACAUCAUACAGAUAAGCUUGCAUUCGCUAGCUUCACCGGGGGCGUCUCGCAAAUCGAUGAGCCCAUCUACGAGUACAUGAACGAGUGGAAGGGCAUCAAAACGAAAUGCACCGUGUCGGUAAUCAACACUGGACGAGAGGAACGUACCCUGGCGCAUUAUAUUGUCAACGGGAGAAGUGAAUUCUUAUCCACCCUCCUGGGUUAA